Molecule: messenger RNA, 963 nt
Organism: Tigriopus californicus
Lineage: Eukaryota; Metazoa; Arthropoda; Copepoda; Harpacticoida; Harpacticidae
Product: zinc finger protein 706-like
Exons: 2
Coding region: 529-762 (77 amino acids)
Source: RefSeq, a predicted model, not a curated record
GUGUCCGCUCAGUUGGACAAACUAUCAGCCCAGUUGUGUGCAUGUAGUAAUAUAGACGAGGAACUCGCUUCUUUACUUCUUUCAAUAGUUGGAGCGAAGCUUAGACGAAGUGACUUGGUCGACACUCUUGUGAAGUUGUGAUUGAGCAACCCAAUCGCAUUCCGUAUCCCGUCUGACUCACUCGUCCUUGGAUUUGGCUUUUGCGUUCGUGAGCUGCCGUUAUUAGUUAGUGCCCUAAGAACGGCCCGUGAUCCGCGAUUGUUCCGUGCCUUUGGCCACGUGGGACGACACCCAACCUCGCUGGUUCAUCCAGUACUAAGUGCUAACUACUCACACCCUCGCCCUUGCCCUCGCACUCAGCCUCUGACUCGGGCAUACUGCGAGAUUGCCAGUUGACCGUUUCCCCGUUGUUCGGUCGCUUUUGCUUUGGCCCAAGUUCCGGCGGCCACGUGUUGGCUCGUGGGCGUGUCUAGGAUUAGGCUCCCACCGAUUCAUUCCUCCUUCUCAUCAUUGAUCAGCGACUGGAAAAUGGCCCGUGGACAUCAGAAGAUUCAAUCCCAGGCCAAGGCGGCCGAAAAGCAAGCCAAGCUCAAGAAGGCCCAAGGCCAUUCUGCCACCGACCAGAGGAAGGCGGCUAUGGCCGCCCUCAAAUCUGCCUGUGCCGUCUGCAAGGCCCUGAUGCCGGAUCCGAAGACUUACAAACAACACUUCGAGAACAAACAUCCCAAAAACGAAAUUCCACCCGAGCUCAAAGACAUUUAGGGGGCCGUUUGGGCUCUUCCAUGCACUCUAAUUUCUUUGGCCCUUUUCAUACUUUCAUACACGCCGCAUCCCGCACUUGUCCACCAGUCUUCGGAAGUCAAGACGGGUCCACCGCCACUUUCACCAUGAAUCACCCACCUCAUUCUAGCUUACUUUUGUCCUGACCCGGUCCCGUCUCAAUAAAAUGCGACUUUCGGGCAA